AUGGAAGGAAUAGAUCGUUUAGACAGAAUUAUUGGGAAAUAUCCUAUGCGAGGAAGAACUGGCAAAUGGACUGUAAGGGUAAUCUUUCACUUUUUCGAUUGUGUUGCUGCUUUAGCAUGGAUAGAGUACCGUUAUGAUGCCAUGAAACUUGGGCGACCCCGAAAGCUAAUCAAGCAAUACCUGGACUUCAAAAUGAAUUUGGCUAAGUAUCUGAUUUAUGGGGGACCAAUUAGACCACCCCUCGUACUGUGUCCAAGCCCUAGUCAGUGUCAGCAGUCCACGUGA
This is a messenger RNA of Arctia plantaginis, 285 nucleotides long. The record is from the annotation of a GenBank genome assembly. NCBI's taxonomy places the organism in Eukaryota, Metazoa, Arthropoda, Insecta, Lepidoptera, Erebidae.